AUGGCUGCAGGAGACAGGAUAUUGAGCCUUGACGGUGGAGGUAUUCGAGGACUCAUUAUGCUCGAGAUCUUGGAUGCGAUCGAGAAGGAAGCAGGCACGCCAACCAAAGACUUGUUUGACUGGAUUGGCGGUACAAGCACUGGAGGAAUUAUUGCGCUGGGUAUUUCCACGGGCAAACCCAUCUCUGAAAUUAGACAAAUGUACUACCAAUUGAAGGACCAAGUAUUCAACGGCUCAAAACCGUACGCAUCUGCACCAAUAGAAACACUGUUAAAACAGACUUUUGGGGAAAACAAAGUUAUGACGGACAUAACACAUCCAAAGGUCCUGAUUACAGGAGUUUUAGGAGACCACAGUCCGUGGAAACUUCACCUGUUUCGUUCUUACAUGAAAGAAUACAAGCCAGAACAAGGAUUUUUGCCUAUCAAACCAGCCAAUACGCAGCUCAUCUGGGAGGCAGCUCGCAGCACGUCUGCCGCCCCCACAUACUUUCAUCCGUACAAACAGUACUAUGACGGAGGCCUGUUGUCCAACAACCCUACUCUUGACAUUCUAACAGAAAUUCAGGGAUGUAAAACUGGACCAACGCCAACACAGAAGGCUGCACCAGGCAGAUCUCUGAACGUGGUUCUUUCACUUGGUUGCGGGCAUUCGAAUUAUGCACCUAUAGAUCCCGUUCCAGACCCACAAGGGCUAAGUCGAGAUUUCAAAAAAGACAUACAAGUGAUUCUUGAUGAUGAAAUGUUUUAUCAAGAAGUCAUACACCGGAUUACACUGUCGAACGGGCCAAUGACGGAUCGUGCCAGAGCUUGGUGCGAGAUGAUUGAGGUACCGUUCUUCCGCUUGAACCCGCUCCUGUCAGAGGAUGUUCCCAUGAACUGUGUCGAUGAACAAACGAUCAACAGGAUGGUUAAGGAAACGAAAGCCUAUAUCGGGCAGAACAUUGCUGACAUAAAGACGGUCGCGAAGCUUUUGACGAAGAAGUAGAUCGCGAUACCUUAUUUUAAGAAGAACGUGGACAUCAUGAACGAAUGUCACUAAACUGUUUAAAAGGUCAACAUGAAAAAAGCCAUCAUUUAGGUGUUAAUGUUUUCACUAUUCAAUCUAUAUAAAUGCACUUAUAUAAUACUGAAUCAAUAUGCAACGUAGCCCGCCCGCUUUCAAAC
Dreissena polymorpha is the source of this 1166-nucleotide messenger RNA. RefSeq names its product 85/88 kDa calcium-independent phospholipase A2-like. Gene Ontology annotation, cellular component: mitochondrion. Gene Ontology annotation, biological process: lipid metabolic process; positive regulation of ceramide biosynthetic process. The record is from RefSeq and is a predicted model, not a curated record. The transcript has 7 exons. NCBI's taxonomy places the organism in Eukaryota, Metazoa, Mollusca, Bivalvia, Myida, Dreissenidae. Bases 1 to 987 code for a protein of 328 amino acids.